AAAGAAACUCGUCAAACUUUCGCGAAUCAAGACUUCAGCAGUAAAUAAAUUUUGAAAUAUGUUUCGCAUUCUUGCGGUAGUGACGGUGCUCUUUAUGACGACUAACGCGCAAUUGCACAGGAUUCCAUUGUACAAGAUGGAUUACAUUCAAUCUUUGGAAAAAGUUGACAAGUUGGUAGAAGAUUUUUCGUUAAGUGACGAUCUUCCUUCCGGAAAUUUGACCAAUUACAAAAACGUAAAUUACUAUGGCAUUAUUAAAAUUGGAACUCCGCAGCAAGAAUUUAAAGUUGUAUUUGAUACUGGUUCCCCAUUUUGUUGGAUAUUCUCCAAAAAUUGAAAAAUUUCUGUUUGUUCAGGACAUAAUCUAUAUGAUAGUGCAAGAUCCGAGACAUACGAUAAUACAGUAAAAAGAUUUUCACGUUUUCAAUAUGGCUCUUGCGAUGUAGAAGGAUACUUAGCUGCCGAUAAAGUGAAUGUUGCCAAUCUCAAUGUUCAGAAUCAAAUAUUUAUGGAAGUAACUAAUAUGUUAAGAAUAUAUCCUAAUUUUUCUAGACCAUACGAUGGUAUCUUGGGCCUGAGUUAUUCCAACAUAUCUGCCAGUCGAAUAAUGUCUGUUUUCGACAACAUUAUUGAACAAGAUCUAGUAUCACCACACAUUUUCAGUUUUUAUCUAAAUAGAGACACUUCAGCCGAUUUAGGUGGUGAAUUGACAUUGGGUGGCUCCGAUCCCGCUUAUUACGAAGGGGAUUUCACAUAUAUUCCUGUUACUCGCAAAGGAUACUGGCAAAUUAUAAUUGAUAGGAUCAAAAUGAAAUUUGACUAUUUGUGUGAGGAAAGUUGCCAAGCUAUCGUUGAUACAGGCACUUCGCUAAUAUUAGGACCACAAUUGGAUAUCGCAAAGAUUAAUACAUUUAUUGAAGUUGAUGAAAGUAGUAGGGUGGACUGCAAUCAAAUUUUCCAAUUGCCUAUAAUCAGGUUUAUUAUGGGCGGUAAGGCGUUCGAUCUUACCGGUAAGGAUUACAUCAUUCGGCAUCCAGAUGAUGAAAGUAUAUGUAUAUCCAUUUUCUCCACAUACGACUCAUAUGACAGUGAAAUAAAAUGGAUACUGGGCAUUGCCAUUUAUUGA
Camponotus floridanus (Florida carpenter ant) is the source of this 1126-nucleotide messenger RNA. Its product is annotated as cathepsin D-like. Gene Ontology annotation, biological process: proteolysis. Gene Ontology annotation, molecular function: aspartic-type endopeptidase activity. The record is from RefSeq and is a predicted model, not a curated record. The transcript has 8 exons. The coding region runs from base 509 to 1126 and encodes 205 amino acids. NCBI's taxonomy places the organism in Eukaryota, Metazoa, Arthropoda, Insecta, Hymenoptera, Formicidae.